GCUUUAUCUACUUUGUGCCAUAUUCCCAGUUGUUCAAGGGCUUUUUGCAGCAGUAGCAUCUCACAACAUCUUUCUUGGACCACCCAGGUCGGACAGUUCUCACUCCAAAAAUGGGGCGAUUCGAGGAGACAAUAAGGUGUUCGGCCCACCGGAGGGAGGCUAACAAAUACCGCCGCCUUAUUAAAAGUUCGAAAUUUCAGGUUGGUGGUGGUGUUACCUUGUUAGAACAGGCGUCAAGGCGUCAAUUCGCCAGUUAGCGGGCAGCCGUCGCUGGUCGGCUGCUGAGCCACUAUGUGGAUCACCUUCAACCACACGGGUCCCAAAAUCCAUACACAGGUAUCCAGUGGGUGGUUGUUGAAAAACGGCCAAGAAUCCGCUAAUGACGUUGGGCGAAUUAUUACCCCAUUUGUUCGCACGCUGACGAUAUCAUGCAUAGACCCUUAGGAAGUAACUUUGAAUGCAAGAUUUCAGGCCUGAUGCUCAAUUUGUUGCCUGAGAAAAAGUCGACUUAGUGAAAGAAGAGGGAGGGGGGUGGUCUCCUACUAAUCGCUUGUUUUGAGAUUAUUUCUGCCCAUUUUUCUCCCAUUUUUUUUUUCUUAAAUUUUAGGUUAAGCCGGAUCAAUAAAAGCGUGAAUAUUUGUUGGUUAUCGACCAACCUAUCCAAAUGGCCCGGCUAGACAGACAGUGCAACCGGUAGGUACUGUGUAUGUUCUGGAGCAGGGUCACCUCAGCGCGAGAGGCAUCAGAGUAGCCUAUUCUCUAGUCAGUUAACUUGGUCAUAUUUUGCUGCGGCAAGGUAUCAAAGAAAGAAGAAGAAGAAGAAGAAGAAGAAGAAGAAGAAGAAGAAGAAAGAUGAUAACAGGAAGAGAAAGAGGAAGAGGACUGAAUACGAGAUAGAAACCCAACGCAGGCAGUGUGAGUGUCUGAGGCGAGGCCAGCGAAGUGGAGCAAAACCAAGAGACCCAAAAUAAGAAUGAAUGCAACUAAAGAAAGUCCACGGAUCUCGAUUUGUGGACGCGGUUUGUUGUCCAGUCCAAAAGUACGUACCAGGACCAGGACCGGACCUUGUGUCUUGGUUAGCAAGUUGCAAAAAUGAAGUCCCGUCUUUUUGAAUUUGCUGGCGUCCGCCACUCCCAUGCUUAUGCUGGCUUCUUUAUAUACUCCGUACGGAGUAGAGUUAUGCGCCCUGUAAUCUUCGUUCGGCCGCAAGAAACUGGGAAGAAUGUGAGUUGGGGCAUACCAUACAGGCGUACUCCGUAGUUAGGUAUCCAUUCAUGCGGGCAAGAAGCAGAUUAUUAAAAUAUCACACUACCCUACCCUACCCAUCCAUCCCAUCCCCACACCCAGUCUAUCAAGAUCUAAUACAACAAUACAUGGUGGUUUAUCAACGCCCAACCUUGUUAGGUUUUUAUGUGCGCCAAGAAUUAAACAUGCGCAGCUCUUGCAAAAUCCCCUCUAUUAUAAGUUGUUAUUAAUAUUAUUUGUUGUUUCUGUUUCUGUUGUUGUUGUUGUUGUUGUUCCAAUUAAUGAAUGAACUUAGUUUUUAUUCUAUACAACUACAACUACAACUACUACUACUACUACAACUAACUACUACAACUACUACUACUACAUCGUCUUCUUCUCCAUCUUCUUCCGUCCUCACAGACCCAGCCCAGACAGGGAGAUCCGAAUCCCUUGCUUUGUCCCUAGCCUUCCUUUAUAUUUUAUGAUUCUGAGAUUCUGAAACUUCUUUUCUAUUUUAUUUUCGCCUCUGCUAAUCAGUUCGGAUGUUUCAGUGACCAGUCUGCUGCCUUGUGUGCCUUUUUUCUCAAUGAAUGUGCCACCGUCUUCACGCCCUCCCUUUCACAGUCCUACCUGCUGCCCAAUCAUUCUUUAUAAUCCAUAAUCAAACAAACAAUGCUAUCUAUACCCGGGAAAUCUGCCAGGCGACUUUCCUCUCUAUUCUCGCUUGGCUCUAAGGAUAAACAAGAUGACGACGGGAAGGCUUCCCGCCAUGCCACCCUUAUUAAAACCCCUCCUCCUCAGUACGGAACCGCUCAAGGCCAACGCGCCCAACUACAGCCACAGCAGAAUCGUGCCUCUUCUCCCCUGGGUCUUCGUCAUGCUGCCUCUGCACAGCAUAUUUCGACAAAUUCUCUAGGCUUUCUCCCCUCGAAUAAUAGGAACGUGUCCGCCCCGCUCCCCACCCUAACCUCAGCGCAUGACGACAAUGGCAACCGGGCCCCUCGGCCGCCUCUAAAUACUGUAAAUCCUGAUCUGCCUGACUCAACUGCUGAGCGACGCCAGAGCUGGAGUGGUGGUGGGCUUUCAAAUAUGGCGGGCGGGCUUUCACGGCCUGCCUCGAGAUCGGGGCUCUUGACCGCAGUCAGCACAGAUUCCAGGUCCUCAAAGACUCGGAGUUGGCUGCCUGGGAAAAGCCGCGUAUCAUCUGUUGACUUGAAACGACCCGAGCGGCCUAUGCGGGCAUGGAUUGCUGGACGGGGUAUUGAGUAUAAUUUAAAUCCGCUCUUGAGCGGGGAGAAGGUUGAUGAACUAUGGGAUGACCACGCCGAUACAUUUGUAUAUUUAUUCCCACAAAAUACAAACAGAGGACCUUCUUUCAAGGUCGACUCUUCUAUCUUCGUCUCCUCUCCAACUCUCACCUUCCUGGCUCGAGGCUCCGACCCAACCCCUAAAUUCAAGCGACGCACUAUUCCAGAAGAGUUGCCGCAGCUCAACUUCCCCCCUACAGGUUCUCCACCAGCACACAACCAAAUAGGAUCUCUUGAGGAUGACCGGAGCAGUUCGGCCAGCAGAGCAUCUAGGGACUACUCGAUUGACGAGCCUCCUCAACAGCUGCAUCUUUAUGUCCCUGUACCCCUAGAAAGUGACCUUUCCAACCAGAACUGCACCUUAAUAGACGCAGAUGUCCACAUGCUCAUACUGUUUCGAAAUCUAUUUGCAUUUUUAAUUGGCCAAUGUUUAAUUGCCACCCCGAAAAGACCCAAAGUCUUUGAUAUUUUUAUGGGAGUUUCAGACCUCCUUUCCAAAUUCGAAUUUGCCAAUCUGGACGGCUCAGGGUUAGGAGAGACUGCGACCUCUAGUUUUGCGGCGUACUGCGACGAACUGAGAAUUUAUGACGUGCGAAAGAGCCGCGAGAAAAUUCUUGAAGCGAUCAUCCUAGGAGAGCGGAUGAAGUUCUUUCCGUUAUAUCGGGAAGGAUUCAUUCAUGGUGUUGGCAGACUGAAGGACGAAGACUUUAAACACCCCAAGUAUCUCCUUAUUUCGGACCUCUCGCGGGAGAAUAUCGAAAAAGGUUCUAGUGCUCUACAAAAAGAACUCAAAAUAAUUCAUGAUAAGCUAGACGACUUUGACUUCCCAUCCCUCUUCGCUGGUAUCGCUAACUCGACCACUCUAAACGAAGCCAAACAGGUACGGUUCAAGAACUGGAAGAGUGCCUUCUUAGCAUUCAGGAAAGAUGUCAAAUCCUACUAUGCUAAGCGUUUUGGCUCUUGGCCGCCAAAACCAGGUUCCGAAAAGAACCAAUCUGACAAAAGCGGCUUGAGUCGCCUAGUUCUGAUGGAGCUCUACCAAGACUUUUCGGAUCUCUACGACAUGCUUGUCGAUAGAACUUCCUUGACUACUCGAACAGCCGAUAUGACGAUGAUGAAUGAAUCCGAUUCUAUAGGUUCUCAGGAUAUAACCACCCGUGCUCUUCGGCAGGUGAUGAGCGAAUAUGACCGGAGCACCCCACCUGUGCAACCCCCGGUUCCUUUUGACCUACCCAUUUUGCCAAGUAUAAUGUCUAUCCGCAAAAAAAUGGAUCCCGGAAGGGCAAGCAAGGAACGGGCUAAAAGACUCGCACCCGGUGAAGCCAGCGAAAUCCUAUUCGGCUCAUACAACCACGCCAGCAUCAAACCAACAGAUUUCCUCGCGAACUUCAUGCACUUCGAACGUGAGCAAGCGAAAGAUAAAGAGAGGACCUGCGACGACCUCUCAGACUACCGCUGCGGCCAAUGGUUGUUCAUGUACUCCGUCCUGCAAUCAUUGCCCAGGGUCGUUAUCGACGCGCCCGAUGUUCGCUUUUCGCAAGGGGUGGAGUACUUCCUGUCCAUAGCCCCGUGGGGCGGAAUGCCAUGGUGCCGUGAUGAUUUAAAAUCCGGACGAACUUGGUUCGGCGUAGCCGACGGCUCCGCCGUAGUGAGUCUACCUAAUGACUCAGUCGCCAAUGCCCCCGACAGCGCCUAUCGCCGCAGUCACUGCUGGGAAGUAGCGAUGAAGUGGGCGAAUCAACAACAGAUGUUGUCUCCAGUGAUGCUUGAUGGCGAUGGAGCAGAGAAGCAACUCCAGAGCCAGUAUCCGCCUUCGUCCACGGGGGGAAGCGUACCACCGCCGCCUCCGCUUUCGGUAACAGGAUCCUCGUCAGACAGACAGCCCACCCCGCUCUUAACGCCUGGUAGCCAAACACCGCCACUUGUUAGCAUCCCAAUACCCAGGGAGCAUUCGCCGGGCCUCCAUCCAGGUCUGAAAGGCGGUAAUCGCGCCUCCCUCUACAUGGGCUUGGAAGCACUACCGCUUCCCCCGAGUGUGGUGCCGUUUGAAACCCCCUCGCGACCAAAGAGCCAUAAUCCCACGAUGAGUUUUGAUGAUAUUCUUAAGAGCAUUCCUAAUAAAAAUUCGCACAAGUCCAAGAAGUGAAUUAUCCCCUUUUUAAUCAACUCUCUUUUUUGUGCUUUAAUUUUUUUUUUUUUUUUUUUUUUUGGUUGGCUUCCUCUAUGGUUUUUGUUUCACUUUUGCGAUUUCAAUAUUUUGGAUUAAUUGCGCGCUGGCUGGACAUUCGGUCGCAUCUGUAUUAUUUACAUCUAGAAGCGGAUUGGCGGUGUCAUUUUUCCUUUCCUUUCUUUUUCACUUUCCACAUUGGGAUUUUCUUGUGCGCAUUCUCUCCCUUUUACUUUUCAUUUUUUGCGUUCAUCGUCUCGAAAUUUCUCUCUUUCUCAUUCCCAUAGAAGUUGGUUGAACGCAACUAUGCCAAUAUGCUUAUUUUGAUUUUUGGUGAACGGAAAGGAAGAAUUAAAGAUCGCUUUAAUAGACCGCUACUCUGCAUAAGCUUGGUUUUUCAGUUUCUUGUUUUUCUUUUCUUUUUUCCCCCUCAUAUUCAUUCCCUUGCUUUUUGCGAAACCUCUUGUUUUCUUCUUUCCCUAUCCCUGUUUUUCUGCUCUCGCAUUGUCCACUCACCAUUCUGGCGUUUGUUUUGAUUUCCCCAAUUUCACUCAUACAUCACAAAUCGCAUACAAGCCGGCGCUGAUUUUUUUUUUUUUUUUUUUUUUUUUUUCAUCAUUGUUUCUUCUCUAUGUUUUCAAAGUUUGUUCCCUUGUUCUUUCUUUUGUUCUCUUUCUUUUUUUUUGGGGGGGGGAAGGAGUUCCUUAUAUAAACUCAACUUUUUAAGUUAGUUAAUAGUUGCCAGUAAUCCUAAUUUUUAACUUUCCUAUAUUCUUCCCCAUUCUUUCUUUUGUUUUUCUUACCAAUGUUUCGCUGGGAUGGGGUGCCCCUGAAACUUUAUACAGUUUACCGAAAACACUCAACCGCGGUUUCUUCCUACCAGAAAAUUUCCAUACAGGAACAAUUGCGCCAAGGAAUGAAUUCCAAGGAUUUAAAAUGUUUUGCUUCGCUUGUUGC
Blastomyces dermatitidis ER-3 is the source of this 5658-nucleotide messenger RNA. RefSeq lists its product as uncharacterized. Lineage: Eukaryota; Fungi; Ascomycota; Eurotiomycetes; Onygenales; Ajellomycetaceae. The record is from RefSeq and is a predicted model, not a curated record. The coding region runs from base 1900 to 4680 and encodes 926 amino acids. The transcript has 3 exons.